CUCUCUCUCUCUACUUGGUGACGGCUCUGAGAUCUCGUCUGCCUCUUCAACUCUCACUGCCUCGUCAACCAUUCACCUCAUUGCUUCUCUUCUUGAAUCAACCCCCAUUCCACCCGUUGCUCUACAGAUUUCAUCAGCUUAUCGCCACAUUUGAUAUGUAAUGCUAGUGAAGCUGCUGCACUUCGUCUCCAAAACACUUUUUAGGUGAAAAGUGAGCUCUCGAGAGUAUUCAUCUGAACACAUUAUCCGUAGUUGCUGCAGCUAAUGAGAGUAAGGUAGUUGUUGAACUUUUGUGCGGAAAACUGAAAAGAUUGGUGACAAUUUGGCGAUGUAAAUACCCAUAGAUGUCACAAGAGGAGAAGUAUGACGAUGGUGAAAUUUCCUAAGCGCUACUUGAUCGUCAUAUUGACCUUUUUCUGUACCUCUGUUUGCUACAUAGAACGGGUGGGUUUUUCGAUUGCAUAUACAGUUGCUGCUGAUGCUGCGGGGGUAAACCAGUCGAGUAAAGGCACAAUUCUUUCGACAUUCUAUUAUGGUUAUGCUCUGUCACAAGUGCCUGGAGGUUGGGCAGCUCAGAAGAUUGGGGGAAGGAAGGUUCUUCUUCUUUCUUUUGUGUUAUGGUCAGCUACGUGUGCGUUAGUGCCCCUAGACCCCAAUCGAGUCUUUGUCUUAGUGUUGGCUCGGCUGCUUGUGGGUGUUGCACAAGGUUUCAUUUUCCCCUCAAUUCACACAGUUCUUGCUCAGUGGGUUCCACCUCAUGAAAGAUCUAGAUCUGUUUCUCUGACUACGUCUGGUAUGUACCUAGGAGCAGCUGCAGGAAUGCUUCUCAUUCCAAGCAUUGUAAAGUACAGAGGCCCCCAAUCUGUAUUUCUUGUGGAGGCAGCAUUAGGUGGCUUGUGGUCUUUGCUGUGGUUCAAAUAUGCCAGUGAUCCACCCUCCUCUCAACAUCCAAAAGCAACAGCUGCUGGUUUUGGGGAAUCUUUGUUGCCGAUCGGUAGAAACCAAAAGUUGAAAGUAGAGAAUGGAGGAAGUAUCACUAGGACUGCCGAAAUCCCAUGGAAGAAAAUUUUACUCAGUUUGCCAGUGUGGGCAAUCGUGGUUAAUAAUUUCACGUUCCAUUAUGCUUUAUAUGUGUUGAUGAACUGGCUGCCAACAUACUUUGAGUUAGGCCUCCAGCUUAGCCUUCAGGAAAUGGGUUCUUCUAAGAUGUUGCCGUAUUUCAACAUGUUUAUAUUCUCAAAUAUAGGUGGGUGGGUAGCUGACCACUUAGUCACCAAGAGAAUACUCUCUGUUACUUAUACUCGCAAGUUCUUGAACACCGUUGGUUUCAUAGUUGCUUCUCUUGCAUUGAUGGCAAUUCCCAUCUUCCGAACUUCUGAUGGGGCUGUCUUUUGUUCAUCGGUGGCUCUUGGUUUUUUGGCACUUGGGAGGGCUGGCUUUGCAGUAAAUCACUUGGAUAUUGCCCCGAGAUAUGCAGGUAUUGUAAUGGGAGUCUCAAACACUGCUGGUACCUUAGCUGGCAUUAUUGGAGUUGAUCUAACUGGCAAGCUUCUUGAAGCUGCAAGAACUGCUGAUUCGAGUCUUUCAAGUCCAGAGAGCUGGAGACUGGUGUUUUUAAUUCCGGGUCUGCUCUGCAUUUUCAGUUCUUGUGUAUUUUUACUAUUCUCAACAGGGGAGAGAAUUUUUGAGUGAGUUAGGCAAGCCUUAUCGCAAAUCUCUCUUCUAGCUCCUCGACAGUAUUUGGAUGAUGAAUUGACGAUUGUUUGUUAUUUGGAUGUUAAAUUUACAGUCAGUGCAGUGAGCUUGCUGAUUUAGUGUAGGCAUAUAAUGGGAAAGCAUAUGAACUUUUGUAAUAGUCAGCUAUACUUGGUGAUGAGGUUACAUGAUUUACAUCGCAUGCUAUUCACUCCUUUCAGCAUGUAAUUCAUUUUACUGCUAUUGUUUAAGCCCGACUGUCUGAGGGUUUUAUUAGGAAUCGUUAUCAGUUGAUCAGUUGCACCAACUGAGAGAGAUCUGUUAUAUUACUGUAUGUUUCUCCAAGAGAAAGAAAUAAGGUUUCUAAUU
Messenger RNA from Argentina anserina (silverweed cinquefoil), 2064 nucleotides. Its product is annotated as probable anion transporter 5. Bases 364 to 1692 code for a protein of 442 amino acids. The transcript has 2 exons. Gene Ontology annotation, biological process: transmembrane transport. Gene Ontology annotation, molecular function: transmembrane transporter activity. The record is from RefSeq and is a predicted model, not a curated record. Lineage: Eukaryota; Viridiplantae; Streptophyta; Magnoliopsida; Rosales; Rosaceae.